CUAUUCAACAUCCUACAAGAAGAUAUCAGAAACACGGCUGGGACAAGUGUAGAAGCCUUCAAGAGGAAACUGGACAAGUAUUAUCACCAGUUGUCAGAUCAGCCAGGCUGUGAUGGAUAUGUGAGGCAGCAGGUCUCCAGCAGCAACAGCCUGGUUGACCAGGCAAGCACCAGACGAGCCUGGCCCAUGGCCAGGCUCAGAGAGUAGAGAAGCCUUCGAAAUUCUUCAAAGGUAAAGGUAUACCCAGCACAUACACACAUCAUCCAGCACAUCAUACACAUCAUCCAGCACAUCAUACACAUCACUCAUAUACAUCAUCUAGAACAUAAUACACUUUAUCCAGCACAUACACAAUAUCCAGCAUGUCAUACACAUCCAGCCCAUCAUACACAUCACCCAGUCAUGCACAUCACCCAACACAUCAUACACAUCACCUGUCACAUCAUACAUUUCACCCUGUGCAUUAUACUUAUCAUCCAGCACAUCAUGCACUUCAUCCAGCACAUCAUAUGUAUCACCCAGCACAUCAUACACUUUACCCUCUGCAUUAUACACAUCACCCAUCACAUCAUACUCUUCACCCUCUGCAUUAUAUACAUCAUACACAUUACCCAGCACAUCAUACACUUCACCCUCUGCAUUAUAAACAUCAUACACAAUGUACACAAUAUUUCCAGAAGUAUAAUGUGUUCAUUGUUCAUUUCAGAGCACACUGAUGUUAUACCAGCAUCCUGAGAGAACGUUUUACAGAACAAGUUAUAAUGAACGUUCCACUAGUGGCAAAACUAAACAUUCACCAUAACUGAAUGAACAUUCGUCAUAAACUGAACAUUCACCAUAAUGUCCACUGACAACAACUGAUUUGCAACAACCCCCUCAACUGAGCUAGCAAGAAAACCCACACUUGCCCUGGAUAAGUGAACCCCAUCCCUGGCAUACAUGUCAUUUCGGCCAUAGAAGUUGUUCCAGUUGCCCGGUCUAUGACCAGGCCUCCCAGUGGAUCAGGGCCUGAUAAGUAAUGAAUGUACUGUGUCUUUCUUAUGAGCAAGUUCAAUAGCAUACACUGCUGACAGUGUUAUCACAGUGUAAGUUUAGCAGCAUACACUGCUGACAGUCAAUGUGAUCAACAGGAAGUUCCAAAAAGUUCACCACACUGUUAGAAAUACUUUACAUGUGUCAUAAAGGUCAUCUUGAGUUCCUGACUACUCUAAGUUCAGCCUUGUUCAGUGAGUAAGUUCACUGAUCUUAAUUGAUCACAUUCAGCAAAAUCACCUUAUUGUUCAAGUGUUCUUGUUCACAAGGAACACUGAACAGGCAGCAACAAAGUUCAGGUUUUACUUAUAUAUGGAACUUUAUAUUAUGUAUUUGAACCAGUAAUGUAUUUAAAACUUGACAGAUGGUUAUAUUACUUUAUUGAACUUUUCUAUGGACUGAAAACCUAUUAAAGUUCAACUGUUUUAUAGCAAUAAUAUUGAACUUUAUUUUGUGUUAGUUGCAUGUGUGUAAUAAAAUUUUGAGCUUAUAUAUGUCUGAGCUAAUAUAUGUCUUGGUUAAUGUAUUUCCUUGAAGUAUACAUCAUGUAUGCCAUACAUAAUCUACCAUACUGUAUACAUAAGUGUACUAUAUGAAGCUGUUUUUAAUGAGCAUAUUCUUCGUUAUUAAUAAUAAUUAUAACUUGAUUAGAACUUAAAGUUUUUCCAGUGUCCAGUAAAGUUGAAAAUAAUGUUAUUGUCAAAAUACACUGAAUGGAAAACACGUUUUUGACAAUGGAGAAAAAAAUUAUUCCAAUUUUGCAUGUUAUGUAGAUUUUGAUAUUGUGAGCGUUCAUGAAGAACAAUGUUAUUAGUUACUAAGUUCAUGAAGAACAAUGUUAUUAGUUACUAAGUUCAUGAAGAACAAUGUUAUUAGUUACUAAGUUCUCUCUUUGUAGAGUUUUAUAAGAGAGAAACAAUACAAUGCUUUAGGGUGCUGUGCCUGUGAGCUUACAUGUGGGGCCAAGAGCUGUGACUUGACCCUUGCAACCACAUAUAUGUGAGUACACAACACAGGUGUAUAUUAAGUUACAGUUGUGAACAAAAGUGUACAGCAGUAACACAGGUUGUACUUGGUGUACAAGGACUGUACAUGAUCUUAGUGUUCACAUCUGUUCAAAAAUGUCUGAUGUAGAAGUGAACAUGAAAAGGGAUAAGGAAGAGAAGCCUUUUCCCUGUUCACUGUGUUCAAAAUCAUUCUCCUCUAACUCUCAUCUCCUGAGGCAUCAGAGUGUUCAUUCAGAUGACACACCAUACCAGUGUUCACUGUGUCCAAAAUCUUUUGCAAACAGCUGCUACCUGGCCAGACAUCAGCUUGUUCACACGGAAGAGAGACCAUACCAGUGUUCUGAGUGUCUGAAGUUCUUUAAGUCGAAGGCUAGACUGACAGAACACCAGAGGUUUCACAUGAAAGAUAAACGAUUUCAGUGUCGUGUGUGUCUGAAAUUAUUUUCAGGAAAGAGCGGCUUGAAUAGGCACCUCAUAGUUCAUACAGGAGAGAAGCCUUAUGAGUGCUCUGUGUGUCUGAAGGAUUUCAAAGAUAAAAGUUCUCUCAGUCAACAUACGAUCAUACAUACCGGGGAAGCUUCAUACCACUGCCAGAUAUGUCUAAAAGGUUUUGCACAGAGUGCUUCUCUUAGCAAGCAUAUGAGGACCCAUACAGGAGAAAAGCCCUACCAGUGCUCAAUGUGUGGAAAAAGCUUCAAACAACAGAGCCACCUGACAACUCACAUGAAGAUCCACACUGGUGAGAAACCAUACCAGUGCUCCGUGUGUUCCAAAAAAUUCACUUUAAAAUCGGCUCUAGUUAGACACGAAAAACUUCACACUGGACUGAAACCAUACAGGUGUUCUGAGUGCCUUAAAGACUUUGUUUUAAAAUCCAGACUAACUGAGCACAUGGUAUCACACACCCAAGAAAAACAUCAUACUUGCCCAGUGUGUUCCAAAAGUUUUAAAAUAAAAAAUUACUUAACAACACACAUGAAAGUUCAUAGUAAAAAAGCCCUUAAUAAAAAAAGAGCAACUGAAAAGCCAUUUCAAUGUUACAAAUGUCUUAAAGGCUUUUUGUACAAGACAAAUCUAUUGUACCAUAUGAGUAUUCAUUCACAAGAAUCAAAACAUAAUAAUAUUCAGGAUCUGAAAGAUUUUAGGAAAGAAUCUCUUUGUAAAACUGAUGACAACAACAGUGUUUAAAACCUGAGAACAACAGUAUUUAAAACCUGAGAACAACAGUAUUUAAAACCACACAACAGUAACUGGGAGACAUAAUAUAUACAUUAACAGCAUAAAAACCAGCACAAUAGUAGAAUAAACCAGAGAAUGGGUCGAGGUUUAAACCCAUUGCCAUAGGUUCGAGACCUACUCAUUCCAUGGUUUGUUUACAACCAUUUACAGUUUUGUGAGUUGUGAGUUAAAGAUUAACAUGCUGUGAACUCGUACAUAAAAUGAACAAAGAGGAAGGUGGACGGGAGACUUGAACUGUGGUCCCCAGAUUAACAGGUCUGCUGCUGUCUGUCCAUUCACUGGCAGUCAUUUAUUAUGACUUAAAUUGAGUUUAUACAUAAAAUGUUCAUGUAUUAUGUUCAGUAAAUCACAAAUCAUCAAUUACUUGCAUGUACAAUGGUACCUCGGGAUAUGAACUUACUUUGUUCCAGAAGGCUACUCGAGUGCCGAUACCAAACGAAUUUGUUCCCAUAAAGAAUAACGUAAAUUAGAUUAAUCUGUUUCAGACCCCCAAAAAUACACUUACAAAAGCACUUACGUAAAUACUCUUACAUAAUUGUUCAAGUUUUGAGCUGUUCGUAUCCCGAGGUACCACUGUAUUACAAUAUUAGCUAAGUCGAACAAUAAAAGUUUAAGAAACAGUGAAUUAGGAUAGUCAUUUUGGACCACUAAAUCUUAUAUUUACAAAUAUAUAAAUCA
Messenger RNA from Cherax quadricarinatus, 3956 nucleotides. Lineage: Eukaryota; Metazoa; Arthropoda; Malacostraca; Decapoda; Parastacidae. The record is from RefSeq and is a predicted model, not a curated record.